Messenger RNA from Salvelinus namaycush (lake trout), 4367 nucleotides. RefSeq names its product protein spire homolog 1-like. The annotation marks the transcript as partial. Lineage: Eukaryota; Metazoa; Chordata; Actinopteri; Salmoniformes; Salmonidae. The transcript is spliced from 4 exons. Gene Ontology annotation, cellular component: cytoplasmic vesicle membrane; cell cortex. The record is from RefSeq and is a predicted model, not a curated record. Gene Ontology annotation, biological process: establishment of meiotic spindle localization; intracellular transport; Golgi vesicle transport. Gene Ontology annotation, molecular function: actin binding.
CUGUGUUUCUCCUGUCGGACUAUAAGGUUCUCCUUCUUCACCCGGUCCUACACCUGCCAGUUCUGCAAAAGGCCUGUGUGCUCGCAGUGCUGUAAAAAGAAGAGACUUCCAUCUAAGCCGUAUGCCAACCUGUCCAUCUCCUCUCUGGGAUCUACUACCACCAUCCUACCCAGGGAGGAGGCAGAAGGGGCAUCAGCCUCGGACACCCCAGAGAAGCCCUCGUCCAGCCAGCGCCACAGCCUGCGGCGGACUGUCUCCGGGUUAUCCAAACGCAAAAUUGAGGGGUCUCGUGACGAGCUGGAUCUUCCCAAGGAGCUGACAGAGGAUUGGUGUACCAUGGAGGUCUGCAUCGACUGUAAGAUGUUCAUCUCUGAGAUCAUCUCCAGCAGCAAGCGCUCUCUGGCCACCAAGCGAGCCCGUCUGAAGAGGAAGACCCAGUCCUUCUACUUGUCUUCAGCUAACACAGACGACUACAGACUCUCUGAGAGGACUGUCAAUGAGGUUUAGACUACAGACCCUCUGAAAGGACCGUCAAUGAGGUUUAGACUACAGACUCUCUGAGAGGACUGUCAAUGAGGUUUAGACUACAGACCCUCUGAGAGGACCGUCAAUGAGGUUUAGACUACAGACUCUCUGAGAGGACUGUCAAUGAGGUUUAGACUACAGACCCUCUUGAGAGGACCGUCAACAAGGUUUAGACUACAGACCCUCUUGAGAGGACCGUCAAUGAGGUUUAGACUACAGACCCUCUGAGAGGACCGUCAAUGAGGUUUAGACUACAGACUCUCUGAGAGGACUGUCAAUGAGGUUUAGACUACAGACCCUCUGAGAGGACCGUCAAUGAGGUUUAGACUACAGACCCUCUUGAGAGGACUGUCAAUGAGGUUUAGACUACAGACCCUCUGAGAGGACCGUCAAUGAGGUUUAGACUACAGACCCUCUUGAGAGGACCGUCAACAAGGUUUAGACUACAGACCCUCUUGAGAGGACCGUCAAUGAGGUUUAGACUACAGACCCUCUUGAGAGGACUGUCAAUGAGGUUUAGACUACAGACCCUCUUGAGAGGACCGUCAACAAGGUUUAGACUACAGACCCUCUUGAGAGGACCGUCAAUGAGGUUUAGACUACAGACCCUCUUGAGAGGACUGUCAAUGAGGUUUAGACUACAGACCCUCUGAGAGGACCGUCAAUGAGGUUUAGACUACAGACCCUCUUGAGAGGACCGUCAAUGAGGUUUAGACUACAGACCCUCUUGAGAGGACUGUCAAUGAGGUUUAGACUACAGACCCUCUUGAGAGGACCGUCAAUGAGGUUUAGACUACAGACCCUCUUGAGAGGACCGUCAACAAGGUUUAGACUACAGACCCUCUGAGAGGACUGUCAAUGAGGUUUAGACUACAGACCCUCUGAGAGGACCGUCAAUGAGGUUUAGACUACAGACCCUCUUGAGAGGACUGUCAAUGAGGUUUAGACUACAGACCCUCUGAGAGGACCGUCAAUGAGGUUUAGACUACAGACCCUCUUGAGAGGACCGUCAACAAGGUUUAGACUACAGACCCUCUUGAGAGGACCGUCAAUGAGGUUUAGACUACAGACCCUCUUGAGAGGACCGUCAAUGAGGUUUAGACUACAGACCCUCUUGAGAGGACUGUCAAUGAGGUUUAGACUACAGACCCUCUGAGAGGACCGUCAAUGAGGUUUAGACUACAGACCCUCUUGAGAGGACCGUCAACAAGGUUUAGACUACAGACCCUCUUGAGAGGACCGUCAAUGAGGUUUAGACUACAGACCCUCUUGAGAGGACUGUCAAUGAGGUUUAGACUACAGACCCUCUGAGAGGACCGUCAAUGAGGUUUAGACUACAGACCCUCUGAGAGGACUGUCAAUGAGGUUUAGACUACAGACCCUCUUGAGAGGACUGUCAAUGAGGUUUAGACUACAGACCCUCUGAAAGGACUGUCAAUGAGGUUUAGACUACAGACCCUCUUGAGAGGACCGUCAAUGAGGUUUAGACUACAGACCCUCUGAGAGGACUGUCAACGAAUAAAGUAUCUACCACAGUAUAGAUGAGCUAGUAGAAUAUUUAACCAUUUCUUAUUCGCUCACGUUAUGUGAUUAACCCUAAUAUACUGAACAAAUAUAUAAACGCAACAUGCAACACUUUCAAAGAGUUUACUGAGUUAUAGUUCAUAAAAAAGUUCAGGAAAUCAGUCAAUUGAAAUAAAUAAAUUAGGCUAACAUCUCAACAUAGCUGCUGAGAUCACUGAGGUGGUCGGUCGGUCGGUGAGACUUCUAGUCCCCGUCCAGAGAUAAUAUAUAUAUAUUUAACAGUAGUGUGGUCGGUCGGUGAGACCUCUAGUCCCCGUCCAGAGAUAAUAUAUAUAUAUUUAACAGUAGUGUGGUCGGUCGGUGAGACCUCUAGUCCCCGUCCAGAGAUAAUAUAUAUAUAUUUAACAGUAGUGUGGUCGGUCGGUGAGACCUCUAGUCCCCGUCCAGAGAUAAUAUAUAUAUAUUUAACAGUAGUGUGGUCGGUCGGUGAGACCUCUAGUCCCCGUCCAGAGAUAAUAUAUAUAUAUUUAACAGUAGUGUGGUCGGUCGGUGAGACCUCUAGUCCCCGUCCAGAGAUAAUAUAUAUAUAUUUAACAGUAGUGUGGUCGGUCGGUGAGACCUCUAGUCCCCGUCCAGAGAUAAUAUAUAUAUAUUUAACAGUAGUGUGGUCGGUCGGUGAGACCUCUAGUCCCCGUCCAGAGAUAAUAUAUAUAUUCUUAACAGUAGUGUGGUCGGUCGGUGAGACCUCUAGUCCCCGUUCAGAGACAAGACGUUAAUUAACAAGCCUCUGUCAGACUCAGGAAGUACAGACCCUUCGUCUGCGUCUCUGAUGGCACCCUAUUCCCUACAUAGUGCACCCUAUUCCCUACAUAGUGCACCCUAUUCCCUACAUAGUGCACUACCAUUUGGGACACUGCCCUAGUCUAACAGGCAAUGCACUAUAGAGCCAUCAGUCAGGUCUUAGCAGGCUAGUUUCCAUAGGCAUGACCACUCUAGGCAUUUUAAUUCUAUGGUAGUCUCCCACGCCCCAGCCAAUAAAAUUAAACCAAAUGACAUGCCCAUGGUAGUAUCUGCCACGCCACAGCCAAUAAAAUUAAACCAAAUGACAUGCCCAUGGUAGUAUCUCCCACGCCCCAGCCAAUAAAAUUAAACCAAAUGACAUGCCCAUGGUAGUAUCUGCCACGCCACAGCCAAUAAAAUGAAACCAAAUGACAUGCCCAUGGUUGUAUGCCACGCCACAGCCAAUAAAAUUAAACCAAAUGUUACGCUACUCCAAAUUUUUUGCCAGGUCUUGUCUUCUAAAAUUGGAUUGGCUGGGAAACGGGGUAAGGUCAGAGGUCAAAUGAUUUGGUGUGUUUUAGCCACUUGUUUACUAUGAUGUAUUUGGAUCAUUUCUGUGCCUGGUGCCAAACUAAAUGCCCCUCCUGUCUGAAUGCCAUGUCAUUCUAUGGACCUGUAGUAUAUUGGCAAUAACUUGAUGAGGAAUUGAUAUGGGGAUUCUAGAAGCAGAAUUAUUAUUAUUUGUUUCUUGUUUCCUAGCUGACCAAUAGGAUUUCAGAAUGGUGUGAUGUGUACAUGCUGUAUCUAAAACCAUCCACAAUCUAUUAUAUUCUAGUAUAUAUAACAAUGUUUUUCCAGGAAUAUUAUCUUUAAAGAUUUGUAUUUCUUUUGUAUGUAAUAUUAACUUUAUCUCCUGUCGGGGUCAGAACAGAUCACAUAGAUAGUCCUUCUAGAACGGUCAGGUCUGGAUAGCACUUUUACUGUACCAAUGUAUUGUUGUUGUGAAGUUCCUUCUCUUUAUUCAUUUAAUUUAAAUUCUUAAAUCUUUUGUUUGUUCCACGUCGUGAAGUUAGUGUGGUGUGAUCCUAGAGUUAAUCGUUUGUGUUAGAGCUUGGGGUUUGGAAGCAGGUGUCAGCGAAGCACAUCUUUCUGAAUGUACAGGGUAUAAUGUUUUUAAAAUAUCGUAUUUCAAGUGCAAUCUAAAUCUAUAUACAAAGAAUUUUAAUGCCCUUUAAAAUAAUUAUUUAUUCACGCACACUAUCCAUACAUGGUCUGCCUAGAGACAGCACAUGGGCGCGUUGUCAUGCAUACACAUAAAUCCUACAGACACACACCCAAUCUGCAAUUUUCUAAUUAAUUUAUUUUCUGACCCCUUGUACCAACUGCGGUAGAAAGAUCAGAAUUAUAACAAGUUUGACAUGACUACCGUCAAUAUCAACCUCCCAUUAAAUGUUCAUUUGGACACAGUGAGGAAGGAAUGGGGUGCAUGCUAUAAUUUCUUUUAUUUUUAUGACAAUAAAAUUCUCUUUUGAAUUCUG